GCCAGCCCCUGCGCCUGGAAUCCCCAGUUGUUAAGACGCACGAGUAGGGUUUGCCUCGACAGAUACUAGAACCACGCAUUAGGACAGCGGCCCCCACUGUGGUCCACACUCAGAUCCAUUCUCAGAGUAGAGUAACACAGCAGCCGGAGCCAUGUCAGUAGCAGGACUGAAGAAGCAAUUCCACAAAGCCACUCAGAAAGUGAGUGAGAAGGUGGGUGGAGCUGAAGGGACCAAGCUGGACUAUGAGUUUCUGGACAUGGAAAAGAAAGUGGACACCACUAGCAGGGCAGUGAUGGACAUCAUGACUAAGACCACUGAGUACCUGCAGCCCAAUCCAGCGACCCGAGCCAAGAUGAGCAUGAUCAGCUCCAUGUCCAAGAUCCGCGGGCAGGAGAAGGGCCCGGGCUACACCCAGACGGAGACUCUGCUGGGGGACUCCAUGCAGAAGUUUGGCCGGGAGCUUGGCGAGGAAUCCAACUUUGGCCUUGCUCUCCUGGACGUGGGAGAGGCCAUGCGUGAACUGGGAGAGGUGAAGGACGCUCUGGACAUAGAGGUCAAGCAGAGCUUCAUUGACCCCCUGCAGAACCUCCAUGACAAAGACCUGAAGGAGAUAGCGCACCACCUAAAGAAGCUGGAGGGCCGGCGCCUGGACUUCGACUACAAGAAGAAGCGCCAGGGCAAAGUCACCGACGACGAGAUCAAGAGUGCGCUGGAGAAGUUUGACGACACCAAAGAGAUUGCCGAGCUGAGCAUGUUUAAUCUGCUUGAGAGUGAUCAGAUCGAACAGGUGAGCCAGCUUGCCGCACUGGUGCAGGCACAGGUGGACUACCAUAGACAGUCCACCGAGAUCCUGGAGCGACUCUCCAGCAAGAUGGACGAAAGAAUAAGGGAGGCCUCUAACAAGCCCAGGAAAGAGUUUGUGCCCAAGCCUCGCACCUCCAUGGACUUCACUCCCAGUGAGAAUCACAACGGAGGCAUCGGUCACAGCGGCCCCUCCAGGUCUCCAGCUCCUAUGGAUCAGCCUUGCUGUCGGGCCCUGUAUGACUUCGACCCGGAGAACGAGGGGGAGCUGGGCUUCAAAGAGGGUGACAUCAUCACCCUGACCAACAAGAUUGACGACAACUGGUACGAGGGCAUGGUCCAGGGCCGCUCGGGCUUCUUCCCGGUCAACUACGUGGAUGUGCUGGUGGCGCUGCCUCAAUAAGCCCCGCCCCGCCCCGCCGCGCCGCGCCACCUCUCGCCUCUCCCCGCUGCCCCUCGCUCCUGCUGACCAAAACCAUCUCUGGUGACCCCUUCUCCCACAGAAGGAGAAGAGGAUGACAAAGACGACAAACAACGCCACCAAAAUGAAGAAAAAAAAAUACGGGAAAAAAAGAACAAAAAAAAAAAACAGCUGCCGCAGCAAAGCGCCAUGCCAUCAAGUGCAGAAUAAGGACAAUAUGAAGAGUUUCCGAAGACAAAGCAGUGAGGAUGAUGUUUUGCUUGCUGUUCUAUACAUGAUCAUCGAGUCCAGACCAUACUAGCUUUCUUUGGGCUUUGUUUGUUUGUUUUCUUUCGUUUUGUUUUGUCUGGAGGAGGAGGGGGAUGAGAUUUGGUUGGGUCUCAUGAGUGUAACGUCUGCAGUGACCGUCCCUGUCUCUCCUGGCUUUGUUUGGCUUUGUUUGCCUGUUUCUAUGGCAAUGUCAAAAUGGAAUCUGCUCUCUCUCUCUGCACCUUGUGAAUCCUUCUCUGCUAGUGUAUAGAACGCAACUAGUUCUGCUCCCCACGCUUACUUGGUUUUACUAACACUACACUAUAGUUUAGGCAUGUUUUACUUCACUGGCUUUUUCCAGCUGAUUUGGUCAAGCACUGAGCUUAAAAUAGAGACAAUUAUAGUUUAGAAUGGUAGCCUCUUGCAUGCUUCAGAUUCAGGAGGAAACAGGCGUAAGCGUUUCACACGCGUUAGUGUCACUGCGUUGUUCAUCCGCUUGUGUCUGUCACUCUCCUCAUUUACAUUGUAUUCACCACCAGACACAUUUGAGGUGCGGGAAGUAGACAGUGCUGCACCCAAGCUGGCCAGCAAGAUCAAUUGUCUGAGAUAAAUACAUGGUCCCUGGCAGUACGGUGUCUCCAUGACGUCUCCGAACGGACACUGUUGUAGUUUCAUUCCAUGCCAACAGUUCAUCUGUUUGUCAGAUCCAGUAGCUAUACGAUUGGUGAUUAAAUAUCUAUAGAAACAAAUUCAAGAUCAUGUGGAGUCUGUUUGAGUGACGUAAGCAAAACUUGAAACUUACUUUCCUACAAAACAUGCAAAAUAUAUGAAAAAAUAUAUAAAAAUCAAUCAGUGUUCUAUCUUAAAGAUGUCACAAUAAGUGUAGAAAUGGUAUUUGUGUUGUGCUAUAACCAGUAGAGAAAAUAUUGUGUUUUCAGAGUCAACAUACUGUAUUAUCUUGAGCUUCUUUGCUGAUCCAGGUUUUCUCUCAGAUCCCAGAUCACUUGUGUAGUUUCAUAGUAGAAUCUGCAAAAUAAACCAAUUUUUUGUUUGUUUGUUUUUUUCCUCUCACAAUAAGCUGAUGCCCCGGUAGAUCACUAGAGCGUUUUGAUCCUGGCGCAAACAUAAAGAUGACAUCAUGUGUCAUGCCACAGCAAAACUUUUAAACGUUUAAACAUCAACAGAUGACCCACCUCCAAAACUCUCAUUCUGUCACUGUGUCGGUGAGCUACAACCUGUAAAGGCCAGCACCUCUUCACACUUGGGGUUUGUGCAUCGCUAUGUGGAAAGAGCACGCAAAAUGCUGCAACCAUAACACAGUUCCAUCCUCGCAGGAAAUGGGCCGUUAGCCUAUGAGCACGCUUCAUUCUCAGAUCACUGGGUCUGUGUCAGAGAUGACAGGGCUUGCGUUUGUUCUCUACAGAUGAAUCUCGGUGGCAAACCAGGAGGCAUUUGACGAAGGCAGGAAUAACUAAUAUAUACAGGUCUGGGAAAUGCAUGUAACUGAGCCAGUAAUAUCAAUCACUUUUGAAUUAAAAAUGCUACAUACAGCAUGACCAAGAUGUGUGUGUGGGUGAGGUGUCCUUGACUGUGUCACCAUGGGGUAAAUGUUUAUAAAUAUAUACAGUAUAUUUUAUGGGUACAUUUUUAAUGUGUCAGUGCUUUUUUGUUGUGUUUCAUUGUAAUUCUCACAAAUGUGUCUUUGAAAAGGAGAGCGUGAAGUGUAAAGGACUGAGGAGUGUGACUGCAAAUGCUGAGGUGGAGUAGGCAUGCCGUUCAACCAACCCAAAUAGCCCCCAACUUCAACCCAUCAUUUUGAUUUUCAGUGUUUCAAAAAGCACAAUGUUUGGCCGAAUGUCCUGGGAUAGCUUUCACUGGCUGGGUACUUCCAUUUUCUAAAAGAAGCAUUAAUGUCCAUUAUUAUUUAUUCUUUUUUUUAACAAAUUGUAUCUUUGCCCUCAAUGAGGACAGCUUUACUGUGCUUUGUUUUCCUCGUGUGUGUAUGUUAGUCACGCAUUUACAGUAUUGUAUCUUAUUUUUGUAACAGUGACAAAAGUACAGUAUAUGGGUAUAGAUAUAAAUUAAUAAAUAUAUAAAUCUAUAUACACACACACACUCCGUAUGUUUAGUAAAAUGUUAAAGGAAGGGGUUUGUUGAACUGCAAACAUUUGUUGUCUUUGGAAUCUUCUUUUUCUUUUUUCUUUUGAUUUCCUUCCUGAAUUGGGUGACAUGCUUGAUGUGUAAAAACAACUAAAGUAAUUUCGAUGUAACUUAAAUAAAUACCAAGACACAGUU
Messenger RNA from Sardina pilchardus (European sardine), 3766 nucleotides. It is a transcript of the gene sh3gl2a, whose product is annotated as SH3 domain containing GRB2 like 2a, endophilin A1. Gene Ontology annotation, molecular function: protein binding. Gene Ontology annotation, biological process: synaptic vesicle uncoating. The record is from RefSeq and is a predicted model, not a curated record. Gene Ontology annotation, cellular component: glutamatergic synapse; presynapse; cytoplasm. Bases 152 to 1204 code for a protein of 350 amino acids. Lineage: Eukaryota; Metazoa; Chordata; Actinopteri; Clupeiformes; Clupeidae. The transcript is spliced from 9 exons.